GGGCCGUCACCGCCGUGGCCGCCGCCUGCGUGGCCUCUGCCCGCGCCGAAGUGAACCUGCUGGAUACGGCCACUAUCCCUGGGGACUGGGGCUGGCUCACCUAUCCUGCCCACGGGUGGGACUCCAUCAAUGAGAUGGACGAAUUCUUCAGUCCCAUCCACACGUACCAGGUCUGCAACGUCAUGAGCCCCAACCAGAACAACUGGCUGAGGACCAACUGGAUGCCCCGGGAUGGGGCCCGGCGGGUAUAUGCGGAGGUCAAGUUCACGCUGAGAGACUGCAACAGCAUGCCGGGAGUCCUGGGCACCUGCAAGGAGACCUUCAACCUCUACUACCUGGAGUCCGACAGGGACCUGGGCCCCAGCACCCAGGAGCGCCAGUUCGUCAAGAUCGACACCAUCGCGGCUGACGAGAGCUUCACGGGCGCCGACCUGGGCACCCGACGCCUUAAGCUGAACACGGAGGUGCGGGGAGUGGGGCCUCUGAGCAAACGGGGCUUCUACCUGGCCUUCCAGGACAUCGGGGCCUGCCUCGCCAUCCUGUCCCUCCGCGUUUACUACAAGAAGUGCCCCGCCACGGUGCGCAACCUGGCGGCCUUCUCGGAGGCGGUGACGGGCGCCGACUCGUCCUCCCUGGUGGAGGUGCGGGGCGAGUGUGUCCGGCAUUCGGAGGAGAGGGACACGCCAAAGAUGUACUGCAGCGCCGAGGGGGAGUGGUUGGUGCCCAUCGGCAAGUGUGUCUGCGGGGCCGGCUACCAGGAGCACCGGGAUGCGUGUGUGGCCUGUGAGCAGGGAUUCUACAAGUCGGCGCCUGGGGAUCAGCUGUGUUCCAGGUGCCCACUGCACAGCCACUCGCCAGCGCCAGCGGCCCGAGCCUGCCCCUGUGACCCCAACUACUACCGAGCCGCCCGGGACCCCCCGUCCUCAGACUGCACGCGACCUCCCUCUGCCCCCAUUAACCUCAUCUCCAGUGUGAACGGGACCUCGGUGACCCUGGAGUGGGGCCCUCCUCUGGACCGAGGAGGCCGCAGCGACGUCACGUACAACGUGAUCUGCCGGCGGUGCGCCGGGGCCCUGGCCCUGUGCCAGGCCUGCGGGGGCACCGUCCGCUUCCUGCCCCAACAGACCAGCCUGGUACAGGCCUCUCUGACCGUGACCAACCUGCUGGCCCACAUGAACUAUUCCUUCUGGGUCGAGGCCGUCAAUGGGGUGUCCGACCUGAGUCUGGAGCCGCGCCAUGCCACGUCGGUCAACAUCACCACGAACCAGGCGGCCCCGUCCCAGGUGGUGGUCCUCCGCCAGGAGAGGACUGGCCAGAACAGCGUGACCCUGCUGUGGCAUGAACCCGAGAGGCCCAACGGCAUCAUCCUGGAGUACGAGAUCAAAUACUACGAGAAGGACAAGGAGAUGCAGAGCUACUCCACCCUCAAGGCCAAGACCACCAGUGCCACGGUUGCCGGCCUGAAGCCGGCCACGCACUACGUGUUUCAGGUGCGGGCCCGCACGUCUGCCGGCUGCGGGCGGUUCAGCCAGACGGUGGAGGUGCAGACCGGAAAGCCCACGGGACUACGCUACGACACUCGCACCAUCGUCUGGAUCUGCCUGACCCUCAUCACCGGCCUCGUCCUCCUGCUGCUGCUGCUCAUCUGCAAGAAGAGGCACUGUGGCUACAGCAAAGCCUUCCAGGACCCUGAUGAGGAGAAGAUGCACUAUCAGCAGAAUGGCCAGGCCCCUCCCCCGGCCCUCCUUCCGCUGCACACAACCCCAGGGAAGUGCUCGGAGCCCCAGUUCUACACGGACCCUCACACCUACGAGGACCCCAGCCGAAUUCGCUGCGGGGUCACCCGGGAGAUCGAGGCCUCUAUGAUCCGGAUCGAGAGAAUCAUUGGCUCUGGAGAGUCUGGAGAGGUCUGCUAUGGCUGGCUCCAGCUACCCGGCAGGCGGGAGGUGCCCGUGGCCAUCAAGGCCCUGAAGGCCGGCUACUCUGAGCGGCAGCGCCGGGACUUCCUCAGCGAAGCCUCCAUCAUGGGCCGCUUCGACCACCCCAACAUCAUACGUCUGGAGGGCGUUGUCACCCGCAGCCGCCUGGCCAUGAUUGUGACCGAGUACAUGGAAAAUGGCUCCUUGGAUGACUUCCUGCGCACCCGUGAUGGGCAGUUCACCGUGGUGCAGCUGGCGUGCAUGCUGAGGGGCGUGGCGGCCGGCAUGCGCUACCUCUCCGACCUGGGCUACGUGCACCGGGACCUGGCCGCCCGCAACGUCCUGGUCAAUGGCAACCUGGUCUGCAAAGUGUCCGACUUUGGCCUCACGCGGGUCCUGGAGGACGACCCCGAUGCCGCCUACACCACCUCGGGCGGGAAGAUCCCCAUCCGCUGGACGGCUCCGGAGGCCAUCGCCUUCCGCAAGUUCUCCUCGGCCAGCGACAUCUGGAGCUUUGGCGUAGUCAUGUGGGAGGUCCUGGCCUACGGCGAGCGGCCCUAUUGGAACAUGAACAACAGGGAUGUCAUCAACUCGGUGGAGGAGGGGUACCGGCUGCCGGCCCCCAUGGGCUGCCCCAAGGCUCUGCACCAGCUCAUGCUGGACUGCUGGCACAAGGACCGCAGCCAGCGCCCCCGCUUCCCUCACAUCGUUGGUGUCCUCGACCAACUCAUCCGCAGCCCCGAGAACCUCAGGGUCACCGCCACGGUCAACCGUUGUCCCCCACCGGCCCUCGCCCGCAGCUGCUUUGACCUGCGCAGCGGUGUGACGGUGGACGAUUGGCUGGACUCCAUCCGCAUGGGCCGCUACCGAGAGCACUUCGCGGUGGCCGGAUACUCGUCCCUGGCCAUGGUCCUGCAGAUGACCGCCGAGGAUGUGCGUGGCCUGGGGAUCACCCUCCUGGGGCACCAGAAGAAGAUCCUGAGCAGCGUCCAGACCCUGAGAACUCAGCUGCCCAGCACCAAUGGCCCACGCAGACAUCUCUAGACAGUGGCCACCGACCCCCGCCAAGCCCCAUCUGCUACUCCGGACCGGGCCGAACCAAAAACAGAGCUGGACCCCGGAGCUGCUUCUCCUGGGUCCCGCUGGGGCAGUUGCCCACAGCAGGGCAGAGGGAAGGUCAGGGUCUCCCCCCAGGGGGAACGGCCUGGGGGGGUCCUCUGGCCUUAGCCCAAAGCGGUGCUGGACCUCAGAGCCAUCCUAGCCGGCAUCAUGGACCAAGUGAGGCCCUAGCCUAUGUAGUUGCUGGGGAAGCCCGGGCUCUCCCCGGAGGCCGCUGGCUGGCCCGGGAUCCGGCGGGCUCAUCUCACUCACUCACUGCCACCCCCUCCAGCCCCUCCCCUGGCUGGGGUGAGAGUGCAGCGGUACAAGCCCUGGGGCUUCUUCCUCAGGAACGACUCACAGUCUGAGCAGAUGGCCAGCCUAAGGCCGAGUGUGUGUGUGUGUGUGUUUGUGUGGGUGUGGGUGUAGCAUGUGUGUGCAUGUAUGCUAGAGGGGGCUGUAAGUGUGAACUGUGCACACUCCUGUGCACUCGAAUGAAGGAGGGGAUCUGCGGGUGACUAUGCAUGUGUGUGCAUAUACACGCAUGUGUGCCCUUGUACUUGGGAGAAGAUGGGCCCUAGUCUGAGCAGGUGUCUGCCAUGUAUGUUUACAUGCCUGAACAUGUGUACCAUUGACCAGGCCAUGUAUAUCUGCUUGAGAGAGAGAGAGAGAGAGAGAGUGUGUGUGUGUGUGUGUGUUUGUGUGUUCGGGCCUAGGUGUUGCCCCACAGGGUUUGACUGUGAGGAGAACUGCUACUGCUGCCACCUCCACUGCACAGCUAAGGAGGUAGUCAAAGUAGGGGUUGCAUUUCCAAAAUUCACCAGCACCAACCCCCUCUGAUCCCUGCCCUGGGGUGCUGCCAGGGGUUCGGGGAGCCCCAACCUCAGGUUAGCCCACUGCAGUGGGCCAGGCCAAAAGGAGGGAUGUGGGGGAGGAGGAA
Molecule: messenger RNA, 3957 nt
Organism: Tachyglossus aculeatus (Australian echidna)
Lineage: Eukaryota; Metazoa; Chordata; Mammalia; Monotremata; Tachyglossidae
Gene: EPHA8
Product: EPH receptor A8
Exons: 17
Coding region: 135-2963 (942 amino acids)
Biological process (GO): cell surface receptor protein tyrosine kinase signaling pathway; axon guidance; protein phosphorylation
Cellular component (GO): plasma membrane; neuron projection
Molecular function (GO): transmembrane-ephrin receptor activity; ATP binding; protein binding
Source: RefSeq, a predicted model, not a curated record